Molecule: messenger RNA, 1479 nt
Organism: Sabethes cyaneus
Lineage: Eukaryota; Metazoa; Arthropoda; Insecta; Diptera; Culicidae
Product: cytochrome P450 4c21-like
Exons: 8
Coding region: 1-1479 (492 amino acids)
Molecular function (GO): monooxygenase activity; heme binding; iron ion binding
Source: RefSeq, a predicted model, not a curated record
AUGCGCAAUCCAGCUAAACUCUUCAAGUUAUGGAUCGGUUUCGUUCCGUUGAUAUGCACCAGCGAACCGGAAAUGGUGCAAAGAUUGCUCACUCAUCCACAAUGCUUGGAAAAACCAUAUCUUUACGAUCUGUUCAAGAUGAAGUUUGGAUUAUUUGCAGCACACUAUAAUAUUUGGAAGGGACAGCGUAAAGCACUCAAUCCAUCGUUCAACCAAAAAAUCCUAAACGAAUUUGUGCCAAUUUUCGAUAAGUGUGCUCAGAAUUUAGUAAAAAACCUUUUGCAAAAUCCGGAAGGCGAUCCAGUGCAAGUGACACAUUACAUGAAACUUUGUACGUUGGAAAUGGUAUGUGCCACCACCAUUGGGUCUGACAUCAAUAAAGAUCCAAACACCUUUAAGCUUGCCCACUUGAUAACCACUAUUCUGGAAUACGUAUCAAGGAGAUUUCUGAACAUUUUUCUACACGCGGAAUUUAUCUAUCGUUUGAAGACGGACUAUAAAGAAGAGGAAUCAAUGAGGGAAGAAGCGUAUAAAUAUGCAGAUGAGAUAUUUCAAGAUACCUUGAAGCGCAGAGCGAAACAGUCAGAAAUCGUUGUGAGUUCAAACCGUGAUGAUUAUCGAAAGCCGCAAAUUUUUAUUGACCAGAUGUUGAACCUGCAUGACGAAAAGGUUCUCAGCGACAUUGAGGUCAUCCAAAAUGUCUACACAAUGAUCGCUGCAGGCAGUGACACCUCCGGCAUUGAAAUGGGAAUUAUUGCGCAGCUGCUCGCUAUGUAUCCACAUCUUCAAGAGAAAGUAUACCAAGAAAUUAGAGAAGUCUUUCCCGCUGGAGCUGAAUUGCACUUCACGACCGAAAAUUUGCGACAAUUACGGUACAUGGAAAUGUUCAUCAAAGAAAGUCUUCGACUUUUUCCGGUUGGACCGAACAUUGGGCGCAAAACAAUGGGCGACAUAGAGCUGGACGGAAUGGUAGUGCCAAGUGGUACACUUCUAGCAAUCAGCAUUUAUAACCUGCACCGACGAAAGGAUGUCUGGGGUCCUAAAGCGGAAGAAUUUAAUCCGGAAAACUUUGCACCGGAAAGGAGUGAAGGACGCCACCCAUUCGCGUAUCUACCGUUCAGUGGCGGAAAUCGUAACUGCAUUGGUAAUCGUUACGCCAUGAUUAGCAUAAAGAUAAUGAUGGUACAUUUACUGAAAAAUUUUCAAUUUGAAACGGUGGAACCAGUAUUGCCCUUCUUCGGAAAUGGCUUGGACUUUUUUCAAAAAAAUGCUGUUGAGAUAUGGGAGAGUUUGUCGCGUCCAUUUUUCGAUGAUAAGCGAAUUUUCAAGCUAAACUUUGGACCGAUUGUGAUUCUGUGCAUAAACCAUCCGGAUCUGUUCCAGAAGGUGAUAAUGGAAUCGGCUAGUAUGGAAAAACCAUACGUGUACAACUUCCUGCGGGUGGAACGUGGUUUGCUACUGGGACAAUUUACCAAAUAA